AGCGUGCGCGGCGGGCGCGGGGCGCGCGCAGGCUCCGCGAGCAAGCCGGGAGCCGCCUUCGUGCAUCGGCGUCCGCGGCGGGUGGCUGCUGAGCUGCCGUGGGGCGCGGCGCCGGGGGCGCAGAGCCAUGUCAGACCUGCUGCUUCUGGGCCUCAUUGGAGGCCUGACUCUGCUGCUGCUGCUGACGCUGCUGGCCUUUGCCGGGCACUCGGGGCUGCUGGCUGGGGUGGCGGUGAGCGCCGGCGCGCCCCCAAUCCGCAACGUCACGGUGGCCUACAAGUUCCACGUGGGACCCUACAGUGAGACAGGGCGGCUCUUCACGGAGAGCUACAGCGUCUGCCCCAGGCUGCGCUCCAUCGCCGUCUACUAUGACAACCCUCACCUGGUGCCCCCUGAGAAGCGCCGCUGCGCGGUGGGCAGCAUUCUGAGUGAAGGCGAGGAGUCACCCUGCCCUGAGCUCCUGCAGCUCUACCAGAAAUUCGGCUUCAAGGUGUUCUCCUUCCCGGCACCCAGCCACGUGGUGACAGCCAGCUUCCCCUACACCACCGCCCUGUCCAUCUGGCUGGCCGCCCGCCGGGUCAAUCCUGCCCUGGACGCCUACAUCAGGGAGCGGAAGCUGUGUGCCCACCCGCGGCUGGAGGUCUACCAGCAAGACCAGAUCCACUUCAUGUGCCCGCUGGCGCGGCAGGGAGACUUCUAUGUGCCUGAGGUGAAGGAGACGGAGCGGAGAAGCCGGGGGCCUGUGGAGGCCAGUGAUGGCCAAGCAGACGGAGCAGGAGCUGACAGGACCAGCGACAGGAGCUCUGGGAGCCUGGAGGUGGGCCCCGGCAGCCGGGGGACAUCAGCCGCCACGCCGUCCCCUGGGGCGAGCGGCCGUGGCUGGGACGACGGUGACGACCGCAGCGAGCACAGCUACAGCGAGUCCGGCGCCAGCGGCUCGUCCUUUGAGGAGCUGGACCUGGAGGGCGAGGGCCCCCCAGGGGAGCCAAGGCUCAGUCCUGAGGCCGAGCACCCAGGGACUCCCAAGUGGGCCCGGGAGCUCAGCACCCCUGAGAAGGGUGAGGAGUGACCCCCGGCCCAUGGCCCCCUCUGGUGCAGUCGCUGGGAACUGUUCGGACUCCUCAGCCCUCCUCCUCCUCCACCUUCCGGGCCCAGGCUGGGGUCAGGGGUCUCAGGGGACCUCACUUCGACCACCCGGCCUCUAGCCAAGCCCUCUCCUCGAUGCCCUCGGCUCCCAGGGCCAGAGGAGCAGGGACUGUUUUGUGCGCCCAGCCUGGGCCGCUGCCUCUGUUAGUCUCUUUUCAGAUUCACAUUGGAGCUUCCAGGACCCAGAAUAA
This is a messenger RNA of Pteronotus mesoamericanus, 1337 nucleotides long. RefSeq names its product testis expressed 264, ER-phagy receptor (gene TEX264). Lineage: Eukaryota; Metazoa; Chordata; Mammalia; Chiroptera; Mormoopidae. Gene Ontology annotation, biological process: protein-DNA covalent cross-linking repair; reticulophagy. The record is from RefSeq and is a predicted model, not a curated record. The transcript is spliced from 5 exons. The coding region runs from base 128 to 1069 and encodes 313 amino acids. Gene Ontology annotation, cellular component: nucleus; autophagosome membrane; replication fork.